Molecule: messenger RNA, 2265 nt
Organism: Heterostelium album PN500
Lineage: Eukaryota; Evosea; Eumycetozoa; Acytosteliales; Acytosteliaceae
Exons: 6
Coding region: 1-2265 (754 amino acids)
Biological process (GO): maturation of SSU-rRNA from tricistronic rRNA transcript (SSU-rRNA, 5.8S rRNA, LSU-rRNA)
Cellular component (GO): nucleus
Source: RefSeq, a predicted model, not a curated record
AUGCGCGAAACCGUCAACAAACAAUGUAAAAUCAACUUGAACGAAAACGCUGGUCUCUACAUUCAACACGGAAUGAUGGUUGGCAUUCAAUCGAUAGUAACCUACCUCACACCAGAGAUCCUUAAGGACACAAGGGAUCGUGUGAAAGCAUUGAUCUCAGCCGACUAUGACAAUAUCUGGAAGCGUGGAGUCGAUAUUGUCAUUUUCAAUCUAUCUAUAUAUAUUUAUUUAAAUCAUGAUGAAAUAGAAGAUCGUCAUCAUAACCAAGGAGAAGAUAUAUAUACAACCGAUAUCAAUAAUAUCAAUAAUUAUUAUACUACCAAAAAGAAAGAUGCCAUAUUGAAAUCGAUACCCAAGAAAGAAUCAUAUCAUCUUCCAUUGAUAUCUAAUCAUCAGAAGCAAGAUACAGAACGAUAUCACUUAGAUCAAACAAUCAAUAUAAUCAUUUUAACAAAUUUGGUCAUUGACAAUAAUAUUAAUUAUAAAAUAAAUAAUCAAUCAACAUUUAAUACUGAUAACUAUGAUAAUUUAAAGCAGUCCAUUAGUCAUCUAUUAAACACAAUCAAUACACAUAUAAAUACGAAUGACAAUAUCAAGUUUAUAGUAUCACUUUAUAAUAGUAAUAAUGCAACACAAUAUCAUUCCAAUACACUGGCUGGCAAAUACAAACUGAAAUCCAUCAAAUACAUGGAAACAAACACCAUCAACGAUAUAGAUGAUAUAGUUCCAGAGGAUAUUAAUAAUCCAAUGGCAAUACCAAGUACAAUAAAAAGAGAAAAAACAUUGAUGUUAUCAAAUAUUUUAUCUAUUGUAUCAAAAGAAAAGAGUGAAUAUGUUAUGUUUAUGGAGGACGAUGUUAGGAUGUGUCCGAAUUCACUAUCAACUCUAUCAUAUCUAAUUAAAAAGUCAACAAUCUAUUUACCUAGCUUUAAAUUUAUUAGAACAUCUUUCGGUGUGAAUGGAUUGCUUUUUAAGAGAACAGAGCUGGCAUCGCUGUCUACAUAUUUGAGACAAAACUUUUACCUUAAACCUGUCGAAAUACUAUUUGCCGAAUACAUGUGUGGUAUGAGAGAAUAUGGUUUGGAUAGAACAGGUAUUUGUAAUAUGAAUAAUCAUCAAAGUUUAACAUUUAGAUGGAAUCUUUUAGAGAAACAACAAACUAAUAGUUAUAAUAAUAAUAAUAAUAAUAAUCAUGGUUUGCAACAAGACAAACAACCAAUUUGUUGGACUGACUAUGGUCAGAAGAUAACGGAUUUCGAGGAGUUUAAUGUAACCGAUUGUAGCUACGACGAUCUAUCUCCAUGUAUCAAACAUACCGGUGGCGAUAGAGAUAUAGCAAUAGCGGUGAACUACAAUGAAUUCUACCUUACUCAUUACUUUGCUAGUGUAGAUGACAACUCGACACUGCUUCCCAAGAAUCAGACAUCAUCCAACCGACUGGUCAGCAGGAAAUAUACUGUAUCUUUCAUAGUUCGCACUGACAUUGGCAAUGCUCAUCGUGUUGAGCUACUAGAGCAAGUGCAUUUAAAUUCAUCAACAACAAGCAACAGUACCAAACCAGAGAAAACACCAGUAGGAACCUAUUUAUUUUUAACAUUGAUUUUAAUUUCAAUUUUAAUCUUUUCCUAUUUCUAUUCUAUAUUUAUUUUUUUUGCAAUUAUUUAUAUUAUAAUAAUGAUGAAUCAAGUACCACAACAACAACAACAACAACCAAUACAACAAACAUUAACAGAAGAACAGAUUUGGGAGGUAUUCGAUCAAGCUGUAAAGAGAGUUUUCUUACAAUGGACUGCUUUGCAGUUGGCAGUUCAGAAUGCAUGGGGUGGUAGAUCAUCGGAAGAGAAAGCAGAAGAUAUUCGUCAAGAUAUACUGGAUCUAUUCUUAAUGGGAAAACCAGUGUAUCCAGAUAUGAUUAUGUCGAUUCUAGAAGAUCGUCUAUCAAACGAGUUAAAUACAAUCGCAGAGGAUGACUCUUACAGAGAGGUAUCGGAAAUCAUCAUACAAAUAUUCAAUUUUUGCUGCAAAGGAAUGUUUAAUGAAGUUGUACAAUUAGUCGGAACAGAAAUGAAUACUGCAAUUAGCCAAUGUAUAAAUCCAAGUGGAAUGGAUGAUGAUUCGAGUGAUGAUGAUACUGAUGCAGGUGAUGCAUCUGGAGAUAUGGAGAUGGAAGAUGACACAAUGGUUGAAGAGGAACAACCAAAACCAAAGAAAAACGAACCUGAUGAAGAUGGUUGGAUUACAGUUGGAAGAAAAGGUAGAAGAUAA